Molecule: messenger RNA, 3042 nt
Organism: Cladophialophora yegresii CBS 114405
Lineage: Eukaryota; Fungi; Ascomycota; Eurotiomycetes; Chaetothyriales; Herpotrichiellaceae
Exons: 2
Coding region: 1-3042 (1013 amino acids)
Source: RefSeq, a predicted model, not a curated record
AUGUCAAUAGACAAGAUCAGCAAUGGGGGACAGGCAAUUGUGCCGCCGCCUUCACAUCCGGUGCCGCAGUUACAGCUGCCCUUCGAAGAGUCCAUGAUGGAGUCAAUAAAUGAUGAGGUGGCUGAUGAUAUACCUACCGACGCUAUGGUCAGGAGGAGUAUGCUGCUUGAGGCGCCUACCUAUCAGCGAGUUAUUGCAGGCCGCUGGAAACAGAAAGCUGGCGAAAAAUAUCACCCUUUAUGGAAACUCGUGGCCCAAUUGACCUUCGGCAUGCACCUGCUGUCUCAGCACAUGGCAAUCUCGGAAGACGAGGUGAUGAGGAUCUUGCAAUCUCACGUGGAUGAUAUCGAUGCCUUCUUGGAACGAACCACCGAGGACUUUGACUUGGCACAAAGCGACAUUCACGAGCGAAUACGGUGUUUAAAACUUCCCCUUUCACACGGAGACGUCUUUGACCGCAUGCUGGAGGACCGCGCUUUCCGAGCAUCGAUUCUCGAAGGGAACGAGAAGAUCGACCAUGUCAUCAGCCGAACCAAGAAAGCAGCCAAGGACGCACUAAAGGACGUGCAGAAAGGAUUCGACGCAACCAAUGUCAUGGACAAAUAUCUCUCCGAUUUGACCUCGACGUGGAAAAGAAACUCGCCUGAGCACGAGGCUGUCCUUGUUGCGAUGCUUGGAAACGUUGAAGGGUGGCGCCGGGCCUUCUUAGAAUUGCAUCUGCAGGGAAACAAACUGGCAGGGUCACUCAAGAAGCUCGCAGAGGUCGUCUCGGAGAUGCAGCUACGAGCUGCAGCGGUCAGCAGGAAUCUUGUGGCUCAGAAACCCAGGCACAUAACCUCCCAGGCUGGCCGUGCACCAUCCACCUUUGGACCAAUAGUCGAUCAAAAACCACUACCCACUGAACCCGGUCGACGACAGUCGACCAGAAACUCAUCUCGCAGCACACAACUCACCAGCUUCUCCAGUCGACCGAACACCGGUCAGAACUCGAGUCACGGUAUGAUCUCCCACACGCAGUCUAUGGGUCUACAAACGCCGCAGUCCUCGGACUCCAGGAGGCCUGAUUAUACCGCCACUUCAUUAUCAUCCGCUUCGGCAGCGUUCGACAUGGCACAGCAUGCCUCGGAGCGUAUGCUUAGCGUUGGCGGGCUGCUCAUCCGAUCUAAUGAGCAACAACUUAGUGAACUUCCAGCUGAUGUACCCGAAGAUGCGCUCCGGCAGGCGCCGGUCUCGGUCAAGAAUCGACUUAGUAUGACCCUGGGUCUGAGGUCGAAGGACACAGCAAGCCAUCGCAUAUCCAGUGUUUAUUAUCCACACGCACUAAGCAAUCUCUUGAAAUCUCCCGGUAUUUCUUCGUUGCUGCUCACCCCAGAGGCCGGCAUCAAAGGUACGCCGGUGCAAAAGCUGGUAUCACCCAUAAUGUCUGAAGGCGAGGCUGGAUUCUCCCUCGCCCAAGGACAGAGUCCCUCGAUCGGCUUCGUUACUCCGGAGAGCAGGACCGGUCUGAACUCUACUAAAGAUCCUCCAACUGGCCCGCGAAGGUCAGCUCGUGCCUCGCUCCAUGAGGCAUCUACGCCAGCAACACGCCGCUCAUCCAUCCGGGGCCCGGCGUUCACCUUGCAUUCCUCUGUCAUGGCCAUGGCAGCGCCUCCUGUCGAGCUUCCGGCGCCUGUCACAGACACUGGUCGGCCCGUGGCACAGGAAAAAAGGCCGUCCUCGUCCUCGUCCAGAAAAGGCUCUCAGUCCCAAAUGUCAAGCCUAGGCGAGCCUGGACCAGAGUUUCCAGAAGCUGGAACGACGAUAUUAACCUCAGUAUCAGAGCCAAGAUAUUUUAUCGACACGUCUCUGGCAAUGGUUCCGGUGGAUCCCGCCUCCGUGGCGGAAGAAAUCUUCGCGGCGGCACAUCACAAGGUGGAACUGGAGUCAAUUUCGAGUCAAGCAGUUGGCCGAGCUCAACAAAAGACGGGCACUGGACCUCUUCGCCAACAACAAACCAAAGUGACGCCAUUUAUCAGCAAGAAAGUUGCUGAAGCAAGGGAUGACGAAAACCCAAAGAGGCGGAUUGGUGAGCAAACUAUGGUUAACGGCAACCUCAAUCCCGCCGCGAACCCUGAAUUGGCUCCUAAAGGGUCAACUAUCCGACGUUCUCCCAGCACAGACUCAUCUACAAAGUUCGUGGCCGAGUUGGAAGCCGUCGUACCGAAAUCACUUACUGUCAAGCCCAAGAAAGACGACGGGCCGGUGGAAUUGGAGGCCCCCCAUCAGACCUUCAAAUUGCCUCCUCGGCCUAUUACGGCGAACGAGGUAACAGAGAAAGGUGCCCCUCUCGCCAGCAUCAACCAGCUUGAUGACUCCUCCAAGCAUCACACCGACAUAACCACCAAGUCUUGCAUGAAACCCAAGGAAUUUGGGGGUCCCAAUACAGCCGAACCGAUCCGGCCAUCGAAGGUGAAAUCGACCAAGCAAGACGGCAAGAUUGACCCCGUUCAAGUCGGUAGUCCCAGUGGAACUCCGCCUUCCGCUACAAGCAGUCCAAAGCUCAAGCUCAAGGUCGACCCGGUCGCGGAAAUUAUUGAGAAUAUUUCGUGGACUCCCACUAGCCCUAUUCACUCAAGAGCUGCGUCGACCGCCUCUUCCAACUCGGCGCAACGCUGGUCUUAUCGAUCAUCGCGGUCGCUUGGGCCGCCUGCACAAGCUCCAGCACCGCCAGCUCCUGGCGGACGAUCCAUGGUGGAACCCGAUUUCGCCACGGCAGGCCAAUUCGAGGGAGAACGCAAGCAGAAGAAGAAGGAUAGCAGCUCCGGCGUGGGGAGUAAAAUUGCAUGGAAAGCCUUCUUCCGGCACAGCUCGGCAAAUAGUCCGGGAAGCACUGGAGCGUUGGACAGCAGGGAGGGAUUGUCGAGGGGGGCAGCAACUACUCAGGCACCUACGUCUGCUUCAGCGCCAGUCUCGCCGAUACCUGCUGCGGAUAUGAUGACAACGUCGGGGAAGGAUGUGCUCUGGUUCAGAGGUAAUGGGAAGAAGACAUUGUCUGCAGCCUGA